AUGCUGCGAGUGAGUUACCGGUUCGCGGGGAGAUUCCAAAACUUAGAUAAUUACAAGGUUGCUGUAGAAGGCUGUGCCCAUGGAUCACUCGAUAUUAUUUACCGCGCGAUCGCUGAGAAUGACAGGAUUAGCGGACACAAGACACGAUUACUCCUCAUUUGCGGAGACUUUCAGGCUUUGAGGAAUCACUCUGACUUCAACACGCUUGCUGUCCCGCAAAAAUACAAGCAGCUGGGUGAUUUUUACAAUUAUUACAGUGGCAAGAAAACUGCGCCUAUCCUGACCAUCUGUAUCGGUGGAAACCACGAGGCCAGCUCGUACUUCUGGGAGUUAUACCACGGCGGAUGGCUAGCUCCAAAUAUCUACUAUCUAGGUCGCUCUGGCUCUGUAAUGGUCGAUGGCGUCCGCAUUUCUGGCGCUAGCUGCAUCUACAAGCCAAAAGACUUCAUAAAGGGAUACUUUGAGAAAAUCCCUUACAACAACUACACCCUGAGAUCAACCUAUCACAUACGUCAGUUUGAUGUUUCGAGGUUACUGCAUCUACCUAAACCAGACAUCUUCCUCUCUCACGACUGGCCUCUUUCGAUAGAAAGAUACGGCGAUACGAACGGCCUUAUACGUAAAAAGCCUUUCUUCAAGGAUGAGAUCUCUAAAAAUGAGCUCGGUUCACCACCUCUUCUCACCCUCCUCCAGAAUCUCAGACCUAGGCAGUGGUUUUCGGCGCAUUUGCACGUAUACUUCAAAGCCAAGUGGCUGUCAGUGGCACAAAGUAGCAGCAGCGGCAAGCGUAUAUCUUCAUCUCCUCACGCAAAGCAACCGUCUAAGCGUCUCAAGAUUGUUGAAGACCCAACUGAAUCUAAUACUAAUCCAGAUGAGAUAGCAAUAGAAGACGAUGUUGAUGAUCGGCCAGCUGAAGGGGCGAAUGAAUCAAAAGAUAGACAGAAACACGACAGCAAUCCCGAAGAGAUCGCUAUAGAAGACGAGGAAGGGGAUGAAAAUGGUAUAGAGCAAGUAGACGAUAUUAGCAGCGCACCUCAACCAUCCGAUGAAGAGGUCACAUAUUUCACAGCACUCGACAAGAGUCUUCCAAAUCGCAAAUUCUUAGAGGCAGAGACAGACGACAGAAACGCCAGUCACAGGCCUUUUUUUACAUUCGAUCCCUAUUGGUUAGCUAUCACGCGCGCCUACCACCCCUUCAUGUCUACACAAGACUCGCAGACACUGCCAUUAGAGGAGGAAGCCAAGCGCGAGAUAGAUGUGCAGCUGCAGUGGGCAAAGGAGUAUUUGAGCAAUGUGGAAGUGGAGAGUGUGCAGCAAUUCGUUAAGACUGCGCCAGGUGAUGGUGAUAGAGGAUUCACAUUCAAAGGACAACCUCACACAUACACUAAUCCCCAGACUGAGGCUUUCUGUCAAAUGCUAGAUAUACCGAACUUUGUUAAUCCUCAGCCGUGUGAAGGAAUGCAUCAUGACUUAUAA
Messenger RNA from Wallemia ichthyophaga EXF-994, 1476 nucleotides. RefSeq names its product Lariat debranching enzyme. The transcript has 9 exons. Lineage: Eukaryota; Fungi; Basidiomycota; Wallemiomycetes; Wallemiales; Wallemiaceae. Gene Ontology annotation, cellular component: nucleus. The record is from RefSeq and is a predicted model, not a curated record. Gene Ontology annotation, biological process: mRNA splicing, via spliceosome. The coding region runs from base 1 to 1476 and encodes 491 amino acids. Gene Ontology annotation, molecular function: RNA lariat debranching enzyme activity.